Messenger RNA from Papilio xuthus (Asian swallowtail), 1805 nucleotides. Its product is annotated as myrosinase 1-like. The record is from RefSeq and is a predicted model, not a curated record. Lineage: Eukaryota; Metazoa; Arthropoda; Insecta; Lepidoptera; Papilionidae. The transcript has 11 exons. Gene Ontology annotation, molecular function: beta-glucosidase activity. Gene Ontology annotation, biological process: carbohydrate metabolic process. Bases 16 to 1689 code for a protein of 557 amino acids.
UAUUGAUAUGUUUAGAUGCAUAGAUUAUAUUUUAUGUUGUGUCUAGAGAAGGAAAUCUGGUCAAUAUACAUAAUGACACCACUGUGGCAGGGCGUUUUCUGUGUUUUGAUAUGCAAUGUGCAUGCUAUCAAGUUUCCGCCGGAGUUUAAGUUUGGAGCCGCAACUUCAGCAUAUCAAGUAGAGGGAGCUUGGAAUGUUAGCGACAAAGGUUUGAGUAUAUGGGAUAAACAUCUCCAUAGUAAUCCCGAUUUAAACGUCGAUCACUCCAACGCUGACAUCGCGUGCGAUUCAUAUCGAUAUUGGAGAGAGGAUGUCAGAAUUGCAGCAGAUCUUGGUGUACAUUUCUACAGAUUCUCAAUAUCAUGGCCAAGACUUCUGCCAACGGGUACGAGUGAAAGAAUAAGUGAAGAUGGCAAAGCAUAUUAUAACAAUCUUAUCAACGGACUGUUAGAGAAAGGCAUACAGCCUGUCGUCACUCUCUACCAUUGGGACUUGCCGCAGAGAUUGCAAAAUUUAGGAGGUUGGACAAAUCCUUUGAUCGCCGAUUGGUUUAUGGAUUAUGCGAAAGUUGCGUUUUCUUUAUUUGGAGAUCGAGUAAAGACCUGGGUUACGAUCAAUGAACCUAUAAUAAUCUGUGACGUAGGUUACAAUAGGGGUGCUUUCGCGCCCGGUGUCAAAGACCCAGAUUUUGGUAACUACAUUUGCCAUAAAAAUAUAUUGCUGGCACACGCUAAAGCAUGGAGGCUUUAUGAUGAUGAAUACAGGAUGAAGUAUCAUGGUAAAGUUGGCAUAACAAAUCAUCUUUAUUGGUUCGAACCAGCGUCAGAAGAACACAAAGAUAUCACCGAUCUAGUUAAUUUGUACAUGCGAAUGGGUAUCCACGCUGUCUUCUCGAAAGAGGGUGGAUGGCCUCCAAAAAUAGAGAAGAUAGUAGCUGAGAAUAGUAAAAAACAAGGAUAUUCUAGGUCUAGACUACCGGCGCUUAGUAAACAGGAAACUAUCCUUAUUAAAGGCACAUACGACUUCUUUGGUUUAAACUAUUACACGUCCCGUCGAGUGCGGAAAGCGAAACCGGAUGACAAAUUCCAGGACUGGCCGCUCGGAGAGAGCUGUGUUGAAAUCGGCGCCAUUUUGGAAUACGAUACAACAUGGAAAAGGGCCGCGUGUUCUUGGUUUUGGAUUUAUCCUGAAGGCAUUAGAAAUAUAUUGAAAUCUAUAAAAGACUCAUAUGGUGAUAUCGAAGUGUUGAUCACUGAAAACGGUGUACCAACAAGAGGUAGCAAUUUAAAUGAUUACGAGAGAAUAGAUUACUAUAAGAAACAUUUGGAACAGGUUUGGCUGGCAAUAAACAAAGAUGGCGUCAACGUAACAGCUUACACAGCUUGGACGAUGAUUGAUAACUUUGAAUGGCUUGAUGGUUACACAGCCCAAUUUGGUUUAUAUCAAGUGGAUUUCAGCAGUAGUAAUCGCACCCGCAAACCGCGUGCCUCCGCGAAGUAUUACGCUGACGUCAUACGAAGCCGUAGCUACGUUACAAAAUACACCACAGAUGAAUUGUAUUUGCUUAUUUUGUUUUACACAAUUUUACCUGGUAUUCUAGUCAUUGUUAUGCUGAUAUUACUUUACUGCCCUGUGGCGGCUAAAUUAUUGUACGACGAACGUUACACAUUAGUCAAUGUAACUGAUUAGAAGUUAGAUUUAGGUUAGAUUUUAGACGAUUUUUUACUAACUUAUAGUUACUAUUAGACUAAAUUCAUCAAGACAUAGUUAAAAAUGCCCGGAGUCCUAAUUUUAGUCCUCUUUAC